UAGCGCUUUGGCUCAUUAUUUAAGACAUUAACUAAAGGCCACACUCCCUCACUAUCCAAAACGCAAGGAGCCCGCAGUCUGCAGUUGUGCACCCAAUGGCCGAGCGCGUCCUUCUCACGUCAGCAAUGGCAACUGCUUCCAUGGCCUCUCUCACCGCCGCCACUUCUCGCCUCCUCCCGUCCUCUAUCGCAGUCGCCACUCCAACCACCGCUUCUUUAUCGCUAAAAUGCUUCCGAUCCUCACUUUUUCUCUCUACGGUCUCCCUCUCUCAGAAGAGAGCGGCGGUUCCUCUGUUGAGCCGAAGCUUUAGCUCAGUGGUGUCGCCGAAAUGCUUCGCUUCGAAUCCCGAUCAACUGAGGAGUGCGAAAGAAGACAUCAAAGAGCUACUUAAGACUACAUUUUGCCAUCCUAUUUUGGUGCGCUUGGGUUGGCAUGAUGCUGGUACUUAUAACAAAAAUAUUGAGGAAUGGCCAAUAAGAGGGGGAGCUAAUGGAAGUUUAAGAUUUGAGGUUGAACUGAAACAUGGAGCAAAUGCUGGUCUGGUAAAUGCACUUAAACUUCUACAGCCAAUCAAGGACAAAUAUUCUGGUGUGACUUAUGCAGAUUUGUUUCAGUUGGCUAGUGCUACUGCUAUUGAGGAGGCUGGGGGCCCCAAAAUUCCAAUGAAAUAUGGAAGAGAGGAUGUCUCUGCACCUGAUCAAUGCCCAGAAGAAGGGAGGCUUCCUGAUGCUGGUCCUCCUUCCCCUGCUGGUCAUUUACGUGAUGUCUUCUACAGAAUGGGACUGAAUGAUAAGGAAAUUGUUGCACUUUCUGGUGCACACACAUUGGGACGUUCUAGGCCAGAGCGCAGUGGCUGGGGAAAGCCAGAAACAAAAUACACUAAAGAUGGGCCAGGUGCCCCUGGAGGUCAAUCAUGGACUGUGAAGUGGCUGAAGUUUGACAACUCUUACUUUAAGGAUAUAAAAGCAAAAAGGGAUGAAGACCUCCUAGUUUUGCCCACAGAUGCUGUUCUUUUUGAAGAUCAAUCCUUUAAGGAAUAUGCUGAGAAAUAUGCUGAAGACCAAGAUGCAUUUUUUAAAGAUUAUGCAGAAGCCCAUGCCAAACUCAGCAAUCUUGGAGCAAAAUUUGAUCCUCCUGAGGGUUUUUCAAUUGAUAGUAAUCCCACAGAAGCUCAACCAGAGAAAUUUGUAGCAGCAAAAUACUCAACUGGAAAGGAUUAAAAUACAAGUUAUCUUUUCUUUUGAUUACACAAGAUGAAGCUAUUACCAAAUCUUUUGUACCCAAAUCUAAAAACUCUGAAGUCUUUAUGGGGGAGAGAAGUAAAUUCAAUAAAUGUUCUGUAUUUGAAUUGAAUUGCAGAGGGAGCUGUCAGAUGCCAUGAAGCAAAAGAUUCGUGCAGAAUAUGAAGGUCUUGGGGGAAGCCCAGAUAAGCCUCUUCCAACAAACUAUUUUCUCAAUAUCAUGAUUGUAAUUGGUGUUUUGGCACUUUUAACAUCUUUGAUUGGAAACUAAUAAUCCCAACAUGCGACCUUUAAAUACUGUAUAGUGUCAUUGUACACUAACCCUUCAUAUUUUACCAAGUAAUUGGGUUUUGGAAAAGGUAAGUAACGUUUUGUGGAAAAUAUAAAUGAUUUUUGUUUA
Molecule: messenger RNA, 1641 nt
Organism: Ipomoea nil (Japanese morning glory)
Lineage: Eukaryota; Viridiplantae; Streptophyta; Magnoliopsida; Solanales; Convolvulaceae
Product: probable L-ascorbate peroxidase 6, chloroplastic
Exons: 12
Coding region: 96-1220 (374 amino acids)
Biological process (GO): response to reactive oxygen species; cellular response to oxidative stress; hydrogen peroxide catabolic process
Molecular function (GO): peroxidase activity; heme binding
Source: RefSeq, a predicted model, not a curated record